GCUACGACUACUGUCUCACUCUGGGCGACGAAAUACAAUACAUCUGGGCAAGCAAACGGACAUUGUCCGUCCUCUUAUUCUGUGGCUUCAGAUAUCCUGCAGUCUUCAACACCAUAUUCGUCGUCCUCGGUGCAAAUGCCUUCCCAAGCUGGCAAUCAGAAUACGUAAAGGUCAGACCACGAAGGCUCUGAAGACUUUGUGCUUAUCUGAACACGGAGCAGCUGUCAGAUUCUCGUUCGAACACAGAUGGUCCUCACUGUUGUGUUGCUGACAAGUGCAGCAGUAUUCACGGCCUUGCGGGUAUACGCUAUAUAUGGCAUGCGCUGCUGGAUACUGUCAAUCGUACUCUUCCUUGGAGUCAUCAAUCCCGCAAUCUACAUCAUCUACUCAUUUGUCGCGUUGACACCAGGGCUAUACGCCCACGGGCCUCUGAUGUUCUGUGCCAGCUUCACGAAGGGUAAUAAUGACAGCGUUGUUUCAAGCUGGAUCAUCGGAGCUCGGGCGUCUUCGCUACUCGCAGACGGACUCGUUCUUGCCUUGACUUGGUGGAAACUUUUCCGUGCAAGGAGUAAGACAGAUAGUGCGAGUGCAACGUCCCUUACUUCCACCCUCGUUACGGAUACCGGGAUCUAUUUCCUGCUCCUGUGUAUCGUCAACAUCGUCGGCAUAGGCACAGGCCAUAUUUUCCAGCUCGUACCAUGCCUGUCAACAUUCAUUGCGCUACUAACAUCAGUGCUUCUCUCCCGGCUGCUGCUGGACCUACACAAAUCACAGACGGACGGCACUUCCAUGGACGUUUACGCCCAGACCACCGUCUUAUUCUCACUGUCAACUGUCGAGCGUGAUAUGCUCGACUCCGAUGCCAUGACGGACAUGGGGUUACACCGAUCCGGCGAAGAUGAGAUUUGUCCACUCGCGGUGGAGGAUGAUGGGGCUGCAUCUGUUGCUCAAUGUGGACUACAUGUGUGAUCAGAUGCAGCGAGCCCGAGGAAGAAGUACGCG
This is a messenger RNA of Rhodofomes roseus, 1002 nucleotides long. RefSeq lists its product as uncharacterized. The coding region runs from base 247 to 969 and encodes 240 amino acids. The transcript has 11 exons. The record is from RefSeq and is a predicted model, not a curated record. Lineage: Eukaryota; Fungi; Basidiomycota; Agaricomycetes; Polyporales; Fomitopsidaceae.